Molecule: messenger RNA, 1113 nt
Organism: Zootoca vivipara (common lizard)
Lineage: Eukaryota; Metazoa; Chordata; Lepidosauria; Squamata; Lacertidae
Source: RefSeq, a predicted model, not a curated record
UGGAUUUUAAUAGCCAUGUUCCGACUUGCCAUGGAUUUCACCUCUUGCGAAUCUUUGGGCCACGGUCAUAGGCCCUUGCAAAGACCGGGUCACCGUGACCGACAUGGAUUCUGGCAUAGUCCUUUGUGGAGUCUUAGAUCCGGGCAGCAGGCUAGGAGUUAUGGGCUUCCGGGGAACCAUGCUUUCCCAUACUUGGAACGGUAUAACGGACAGCUGGCCAGUACGUAUCAUUCCAAACGUCUACACAAAGCCACAGACCUCCUCUGGGAAAAUGAGCACCCCGAGCACUUUGCGCCCCCCAGAUCAGACCCUUCCCUGGCAGAUGGGAGUACAGCAUACCAGACUUACUUGAGGAGGAGGAAACGAUACCUCCGGGCGAUUGGCAAGCCCACUCCGGAGACCGAGGUGAUUGUCUGGGGGUCCACAAGCCCUUUGGAAACCCUGGAGAGCUUCUCGGGAAUUUAUGGCAGUGCCACUACCAUCUCUGUUUUGCGACACAAGACCACCACCAUCUCCACCACCACCACCACCACGAUCACCACCACAACUGCAGCUUCCACGACGGUUCAGCCAGAAGGACCUGGCCCUGGGAUUGGCACACCCAAGAACAACCCCGGUGUGGUUAGCACAAUGGGACCACCUGCCACUUCUGAUGGGAACAGAAAAGAGGUUGGUGCCCCUCCACCCAAGAUACCAGGAGACACGUCAGGUCUGGCCGUCCAUCAGAUUAUCACCAUCACCGUCUCCCUCAUCAUGGUCAUUGCUGCUCUGAUAACGACGCUCGUCUUAAAAAAUUGUUGUGCCCAGAGUGGGAACACGAGGAGGAACAGCCACCAGCGUAAAAUCAACCAGCAGGAAGAGAGUUGUCAGAAUCUGACGGACUUCACCCCAGCCAGAGUCCCUAGCAACCUGGAUAUAUUCACGGCCUACAAUGAGACGCUACAGUGUUCCCAUGAAUGUGUGAGGACGCCGGUGUCAGUCUAUGCGGAGGAGACAAUACUUCCCCCAGGGGAUUAUAAAACAUCUUUCAAUGGAAAUAGACCCUCCUCCUCUGAUCGGCAUCUAAUCCCUGUGGCCUUUGUGUCUGAGAAAUGGUUUGAAAUCUCCUGUUGA